ACUGCAUACGGAUGUCUAUAUAGACGUUAUCCAAUUAUUCCAAUGAAUCACACUUCAUGAAAUAGAAUAUCCUGUUUCUGAAAACUUUUCCAACUGCACAACAUACAACCUCCUGGGUGCCACAGGUCUCAAAUUGAAGGUUCAAUAUAUGGACAAGAGAACCUUGAUUGGGCUACGCACGGACCAUGCCCGAGUGAAGCUUGGCAUGACAUCUUCCAAGUUCAAACUGAACUGCAAAAAGCUCGAGGCUUAUCGAUCUUAUUAUAACUCAAAAUGUACUAUUACCGUGAACUGCAGUCAAAAUACGAAGACUGGUGACUGCCCAACCGCAACUCUACAUCAUAUAAUUAUAACUCAGUUUUCAACUUUACAGGGCCGAAACGGUGCUAGCACUACGUCUACUGGGAGAAGUGGGAAAGAAGACGAGGGCGAACAGCGUGGGGAACAGGGGUAUGAAAGCUUUAAGGAGGUUGUGAAGGAUGUUGAGGCGAUAGUUGAUGUGCUUUGGGUCAGUGGGACUCGUAUGUUUUCGACCCCCUUUUUAGCUCUCUGGUGUCUUGAACCAGACAGACUAAUAUUCUCCGAAAAAAAUAAAAUAAAAAUUGACGUGCUGGAAAAGUACUAAUUAGUCUACAGCGUCUCUUCAGAUACCCUACUUAAU
Aspergillus versicolor CBS 583.65 is the source of this 661-nucleotide messenger RNA. RefSeq lists its product as uncharacterized. NCBI's taxonomy places the organism in Eukaryota, Fungi, Ascomycota, Eurotiomycetes, Eurotiales, Aspergillaceae. The transcript is spliced from 2 exons. The coding region runs from base 149 to 625 and encodes 158 amino acids. The record is from RefSeq and is a predicted model, not a curated record.